Messenger RNA from Uloborus diversus, 945 nucleotides. RefSeq names its product dynein axonemal heavy chain 3-like. NCBI's taxonomy places the organism in Eukaryota, Metazoa, Arthropoda, Arachnida, Araneae, Uloboridae. The transcript has 8 exons. The record is from RefSeq and is a predicted model, not a curated record. The coding region runs from base 1 to 945 and encodes 314 amino acids.
AUGUACAGUAGAUUCAGAAAAAAACUUGCUGCUCAGAAAGAAGAGGCUCACAAAUGUUUAGGAGUAAAGCGCAAAUUGCCUGAAAUUGAUGUCUUUUGUGGCAUUAAUAAGGCUGCUGAGGAAUAUCCUCCUUUGUUUGCUCCUCAUGGUCAAACAAAAUUCAUAUCAUACAAAGCUAAAGAAUAUCAUCACAGCCCCAGCAACUUAAUUGGGGCAAAUUACAGAGGUGGAUCUGAAAUUCCAGACACUAGGAAUUUUUCCAUAACUCUUCUUUUACAAAGAACAAUGAGACACAAGUUGCAAAGUAAGGGAAAAACUAAACAAGGAACGGAAGAUCUUGUCUUAGAACCAAAAAGAAAGCCAGUAAGUCCUCUGCAGCAAAGAAAAAAAGCUUUUUUGAAGUUGCCUAAAUUACAAGACGUGGAGGAUGCAAAACGAUACUGUUAUUAUGUUGAUAGUAUCAGUAGUGAAGAUAUUCCCAGUCCAAAAUUCACGUUGAAACUUUUAUGCAAAAGGGUCAAAGUUAAUUUGAAUCAUUUGUCCAUGUAUCCUGACAUCACUGCCAAACUUUUUGAAGAAACUAAAGAAAAUUACUUCUCAGCCAUUAAACAGGGCAUAGUUGAUUAUGUCUUGUUGGAUCCAGCUGAGAGAAAACGUCUAAACAUCAAGAGAAUUCCUCCGAAGCAACCUCAAGUGCAAAUUCAACCUCCAUUUCCUUGGAGUAAUUCUGUAAAGACUACUGGAAAUAUUCUUAAAACAAAGAUAUUCUUGCCUCGUCUAUGCAUAAAGAAAAUAGCAUAUUUAUGGGCCCAAAAGUAUCAAGAUUUAGAAUUGCUGCCUGUUGAAAAUUUUGCUAAAAGUCCGAUUCCGCCCUUCAUUGAAGAUUUUAGAGAAUUUGUUAAAUCUACUUGCAAUAAAAUGCGAAGCAUAUUACGUGACGGGUAA